Messenger RNA from Urocitellus parryii (Arctic ground squirrel), 1141 nucleotides. The record is from RefSeq and is a predicted model, not a curated record. Lineage: Eukaryota; Metazoa; Chordata; Mammalia; Rodentia; Sciuridae.
GGAGCGCUUCCUGCUUGGAAAUCUCCAGGCCCACGAUCAGCCCCGUCCAGCAGGCAGGUGCCGCAGCCCGGGCCCAGGAAGCCCAGACCCGCAUCAGCAGGGAUGUGCUCCGUACCGGUGCCCCGGGCGCCCUUGCGCCGUGUGGCCGUGACCGGCGGCACCCAUGGCAACGAGCUGUCUGGCRUCUACCUGGCCCGGCACUGGCUGCRGGACCCCRGGGAGCUGCGGAGACCCAGCUUCUCUGCCACGCCCGUGCUGGCUAACCCGGGGGCUGCGGCCGCCUGCCGCCGCUAUGUGGACUGUGACCUCAACCGCACCUUCACGGACACCUUACUCGCCUCCAGGGCCACUCCGAAUGACCCGCACGAACUGACGAGAGCUCGGGAACUGGACCAGCUGCUGGGGCCCAAGGCCUCUGGCUCCGACCGGGCCUUCGACUUUGUCCUCGACCUGCACAACACCACCGCCAACAUGGGCACCUGCCUCCUGGUGGAUGGCGCCCACAACACCUUUGCCCUGCACCUGUCCCACCACCUACAGCUGCAGUUCCCCGAGGUGCCCUGCCAGGUGCUCCUGACCCGGCCACCGCAGUCGGCGAGGAAGAGCUUCAGCCUGGACUCUGUGGCCAAGAAUGGAAUGACUGUGGAGCUGGGCCCGCAGCCCCAGGGCGUGCUGCGCGCUGACGUCUUCUCGAGGAUGAGAGCCCUGGUGGCCUCCGCUCUGGACUUCAUGGAGCUCUUCAACCAGGGCGCGGCCUUCCCYGCCUUCGAGAUGGAAGUCUAUAGAAACCUGGGCGGCGAGGACUUCCCGCGCACCCAGGACGGGGACCUGGCCGGCAUGGUGCACCCGCAGCUGCAGAGCAGUUGGCAUGUCACCAGCUGGCCUUGGCUCUCCUCCAGGACAGGGACUAUGAGCCUCURCAGCCAGGUGCACCCAUCUUCCAGAAGUUCAGUGGUGAGGAAGUGCUGUACSAGGGGGACUCCACUGUGUACCCCGUGUUCAUCAACGAGGCUGCCUACUAUGAGAAGCACGUUGCCUUCCUCCGGACCGAGAAGCUCAUGAUUUCUGUGCCCCCACUGCCACCGUUGUCACCCACCCCCACGAAGGUUCUCUAACCCAAGCCACACUGCAGGCCUUGCCG